Messenger RNA from Knipowitschia caucasica, 1959 nucleotides. The record is from the annotation of a GenBank genome assembly. NCBI's taxonomy places the organism in Eukaryota, Metazoa, Chordata, Actinopteri, Gobiiformes, Gobiidae.
AUGUCUGUACGAGACUCCCAUCGUAGAGAUGAUGAUGAUGAUGGACGGAGAGUGCAGCUGAGUCACAGGAAAGCUACGACAGGAGAGAGCACCCACAGGAGAGCACCCACAGGAGAGAGCACCCACAGGAGAGAGCACCCACAGGAGAGAGCACCCACAGGAGAGCACCCACAGGAGAGCUACGACAGGAGAGAGCACCCACAGGAGAGCACCCACAGGAGAGAGCACCCACAGGAGAGAGCACCCACAGGAGAGAGCACCCACAGGAGAGCUACGACAGGAGAGAGCACCUACAGGAGAGCACCCACAGGAGAGAGCACCCACAGGAGAGAGCACCCACAGGAGAGAGCACCCACAGGAGAGCACCCACAGGAGAGCUACGACAGGAGAGAGCACCCACAGGAGAGCACCCACAGGAGAGCUACGACAGGAGAGAGCACCCACAGGAGAGCACCCACAGGAGAGAGCACCCACAGGAGAGAGCACCCACAGGAGAGCACCUACAGGAGAGAGCACCCACAGGAGAGCACCUACAGGAGAGAACCUACAGGAGAGAGCACCCACAGGAGAGCACCCACAAGAGAGCACCUACAGGAGAGCACCUACAGGAGAGAGCACCCACAGGAGAGCACCUACAGGAGAGCUACGACAGGAGAGAGCACCUACUGUACAGGAGAGAGCACCCACAGGAGAGCACCCACAGGAGAGCACCCACAGGAGAGCACCUACAGGAGAGAGCACCCACAGGAGAGCACCCACAGGAGAGCACCUACAGGAGAGAGCACCCACAGGAGAGCACCUACAGGAGAGAACCUACAGGAGAGAGCACCCACAGGAGAGCACCUACAGGAGAGAGCACCCACAGGAGAGCACCCACAGGAGAGCACCUACAGGAGAGCACCUACAGGAGAGAGCACCCACAGGAGAGCACCCACAGGAGAGCACCUACAGGAGAGCACCUACAGGAGAGAGCACCCACAGGAGAGCACCUACAGGAGAGCACCUACAGGAGAGAGCACCCACAGGAGAGCACCUACAGGAGAGCACCUACAGGAGAGAGCACCCACAGGAGAGCACCUACAGGAGAGCACCUACAGGAGAGAGCACCCACAGGAGAGCACCCACAGGAGAGCACCUACAGGAGAGCACCUACAGGAGAGAGCACCCACAGGAGAGCACCCACAGGAGAGCACCUACAGGAGAGCACCUACAGGAGAGAGCACCCACAGGAGAGCACCUACAGGAGAGCACCUACAGGAGAGAGCACCCACAGGAGAGCACCCACAGGAGAGCACCUACAGGAGAGAGCACCUACAGGAGAGAGCACCCACAGGAGAGCACCUACAGGAGAGCACCUACAGGAGAGAGCACCCACAGGAGAGCACCUACAGGAGAGAGCACCCACAGGAGAGCACCUACAGGAGAGCACCUACAGGAGAGAGCACCCACAGGAGAGCACCUACAGGAGAGCACCUACAGGAGAGCACCUACAGGAGAGAGCACCCACAGGAGAGCACCUACAGGAGAGCACCUACAGGAGAGCACCUACAGGAGAGAGCACCCACAGGAGAGCACCUACAGGAGAGCACCUACAGGAGAGCACCUACAGGAGAGCACCUACAGGAGAGAGCACCCACAGGAGAGCACCUACAGGAGAGCACCUACAGGAGAGAGCACCCACAGGAGAGCACCUACAGGAGAGCACCUACAGGAGAGCACCUACAGGAGAGAGCACCCACAGGAGAGCACCUACAGGAGAGCACCUACAGGAGAGCACCUACAGGAGAGAGCACCCACAGGAGAGCACCCACAGGAGAGCACCUACAGGAGAGCACCUACAGGAGAGAGCACCCACAGGAGAGCACCUACAGGAGAGCACCUACAGGAGAGCACCUACAGGAGAGAGCACCCACAGGAGAGCACCUACAGGAGAGAGCAGAGGUGUGGACUCGAGUCUGA